Messenger RNA from Periophthalmus magnuspinnatus, 4291 nucleotides. RefSeq names its product small G protein signaling modulator 3 (gene sgsm3). Gene Ontology annotation, molecular function: protein binding. The transcript has 21 exons. NCBI's taxonomy places the organism in Eukaryota, Metazoa, Chordata, Actinopteri, Gobiiformes, Gobiidae. Bases 265 to 2529 code for a protein of 754 amino acids. The record is from RefSeq and is a predicted model, not a curated record.
UCCGGGAUGUGGAUCUACAUUUUGGAUGUACAUGGAAAAAGAUACGGCAGGCGCAAGGAUACCGGGCAGAUACUCGGCGCUAGCAGGUGCACUCCAAAAGGCACAACUGGUUAAAAUAAAAUAAAACGCGAAUGAUGGGCUGACGAUCGCCGUUUGCAGUUCUACGUGGAUCCAAGACUCGUAAAAACAGCGAUCCCGUGUUUCUGCUAGCAUGAUCCCGAGGACUUUCUGACGCUCCGGCAGACUGACCAAGAGCUUUGCAUCAUGUCAGGGACGUACACCCCGGCUCCUGGAGGGCCCUUCUCCGCUCUGACCCCCAGCAUGUGGCCGCAGGACAUUUUAGCCAAAUACCAUCAGAAAGACCUUUCAGAGCAGCCUGAAGUUCAGUAUGAUGAGUUUGGCUUCAGAGUGGACAUUGAAGAGGGUGUGGAGGCCCAGAGCUGGCUGUGCAGUGAGGGCUCUCCCCAGCGAGAGGACCCCCAGCAGAGGCUGCGUUGGCAGGCUCACCUGGAGUUCACUCACAACCACACAGUGGGAGAUUUGACCUGGGACCUGAUCUCCCCCACCCUGCCACACUCCGACAGGCUACGCUCGUUGGUGCUCGGGGGUAUACCACACAGUAUGAGACCACAGCUUUGGAUGCGUUUGUCAGGAGCACUCCAAAAGAAGAGGACCUCUGAGAUUUCCUACAGAGAGAUAAUUAAGAAUAGUUCUAAUGAUGAAAGCACCACUUCAAAACAGAUUGAGAAGGACCUUCUGCGAACCAUGCCCUCUAAUGCCUGCUUUAACAACAUGAGCAGUGUGGGGGUGCCCAGGCUGAGGCGGGUACUCCGGGGGCUGGCAUGGCUCUAUCCAGAUAUAGGGUACUGCCAGGGCACGGGAAUGGUCGUGUCAUGUCUACUGCUGUUCCUGGAGGAGGAGGACGUGCUGUGGAUGAUGUGUGCUCUGAUAGAGGACCUCCUCCCUCCCUCGUACUUCUCCUCCACUCUGCUGGGCGUGCAGACUGACCAGAGAGUACUGAGGCAGCUCAUAGUGCAGUACCUGCCCGACCUGGACCGCCUGUUGCAGGACCAUGAUAUAGAGCUGUCCCUGAUCACGUUGCACUGGUUCCUAACGUCCUUUGCCAGUGUGGUGGACAUCCGGCUGCUGCUCAGGAUCUGGGACCUGCUCUUCUACCAGGGCUCUCUGGUUCUCUUUCAGGUCACUCUGGGCAUGCUCAAAAUCAAGGAGGACGAGCUGGUUUCGUCUGAGAACUCGGCGUCCAUCUUUAACACUCUCUCGGACCUGCCGAGUCAGCUCCGUGAUGUGGCGGUGCUGCUGGGAGAGGCCAUGAGGCUGGCCGGUUCUCUGUCACAGGAGACACUGGAGGCGCACAGACACAAGCACCUGGCCUACAUCCUCAACGAACAGGCCCAACUUAACAACGGCAACACGGCGAUCAACAGCAACAUCAACAAGGUGGUGAGGAGACAGUCUCUGCGCAGGAAGUCCACCCUGAGCUCCCUUCUGUUUGGAGAGGAUGAGGCAGAGGCCCUCAAGUCUAAGAACAUCAAACAGACUGAGCUGGUGGCUGCUCUGAGGGAGGCCAUCACACGCACAGCUCAGCACUUCCACUGUCUGGACCCACGCCACGGGAGCACGGACCUGACGCCAGACUACUCCAUGGAGAGCCACCAGAGGGACCAUGAGAACUUCCUGAUGGUGUCCAGGAACCGGAGGAGACGGGCCAAAGCGCUGCUGGACUUUGAGCGCCAUGAUGACGACGAGCUGGGCUUCAGGAAAAACGACAUCAUCACUAUCAUUUCACAGAAGGAUGAACACUGCUGGGUAGGGGAGCUCAAUGGGCUUCGAGGAUGGUUUCCUGCCAAGUUUGUUGAAAUACUGGAUGAGAGGAGCAAAGAGUACUCUUUGGCAGGAGAUGACUCUGUUACCGAGGCUGUGACAGACCUGGUUCGGGGAACGCUGUGUCCAGCUCUGAAGGCCAUUUUCUACCACGGCCUCAAGAAGCCGUCCAUACUGGGAGGACCAUGUCACCCCUGGUUAUUCAUAGAGGAGGCGGCAAGUAGAGAAGUUGAGAGAGACUUCAACUCUGUGUACUCCAGGCUGGUGUUGUGUAAAACAUACAGGUUAGAUGAAGAUGGGAAAGUUCUAACACCAGAGGAGCUGUUGUACAGAGCAGUGCAGUCUGUGAACAUGAGCCACGACUCUGCACACGCUCAGAUGGACGUCAAGUUCAGGUCUUUGAUCUGCGUUGGACUCAAUGAGCAGGUGCUGCACUUGUGGCUGGAGGUCCUGUGCUCCAGUAUGGCUGUGGUGGAGAAGUGGUACCAGCCCUGGUCCUUCCUGCGCAGCCCGGGCUGGGUCCAGAUCAAGUGUGAACUCAGGGUCUUAUCAAAGUUUGCCUUCAGUCUGUCCCAGGACUGUGAGCUUCCUGACAAGAAAGAGGAGAAGGAGCAGAGGCCACUCAAAGAAGGCGUGCAGGACAUGUUGGUGAAGCAUCAUCUCUUUAGCUGGGACAUCGACGGUUAGACACAUACAGCUAUGUGUGUGUGCGCCUCCUGUCAAUCAAAGGUUAAAACCACACCAAUAAGACUUGAAUAAGGCCAUCUUGGUCUAACAAUUCUCAAAAUUUUCGCAUUUUCUGGCUCCGUAUAUAAACCAAAUCUAUUGUGCAACAUAGGGUGGAGAUCAACAUGGUGCAAGUGGCAUUUUGGGCAAAAUUGAGUUGUGUAUAAAGUCAUUAACAGCUGCCAAAAAAACUUUUUUAACUUCUUGUUGGAAAAAGACAACAGCAUCCUACAUUUGUGUAUAUAGAAUUGUCCAGUGCCAAAGGGCUGCUAUAGAAUGUUAUACAAUUCUACUAACACAUGGCUUGAAAUGUUACUGUUCACAUUUUUUGAAAUUUUGUUACCAGUUUUGUUUAAGAAUUGCUUUAUAGGUCAGCAAAAAUUUAGCUUUUUUGACAAAUUUAAGAAAAAUAUAUGAUGUGUCAUAAGAAAAUUGUCAGAAUCGUUGAUCAAGAUGCACAUCAACAUUUUGUGCAAUUUUCCAAAGGAGGGUAUUUAUUUUAUUAGCCAAACCUAAAGCCUGAUCUAAGCAGAAGCUAAGCAGGUCUGGGUCUCGUUACUCCUUGGAUGGGAGACGCUGGGAAUACCAGGUACCACAGUGGAGUGCCACUGUCAUUGUGUCCUUAGGCAAGACACUUCACCCACCUCGUCUAGCAUGAAUGUGGUGUGAGUGUUGGUGGUGGUUGGAGGGGCCAGUGGUGCAGAUUGGCAGCCUCACUUCUGUCAGUCGGCCCCAUGCAAGAAAUUGUGAAGUAACUUUGAGCGUAUAGAAAAGCCCUACAUUAGACAUUAAUAAUAAUGCGUUAUUAUUAUUAUUAUUAUUUCUGUAAUUUUUUGUUUAAUAUAACAGUCAAUUCAAUUACCUUAAAGUGGACCUGUUCUGCAAAAUCGACUUCUCAGAGCUUUUAAAGAUGUUAUAGUUGUUCUUCUCAUUCACCCUCUCAAAGUUGUAUUUGAAGUGCUUUAUGCAUGUUUGAGCAAUCUUUAAUCACUUUUUUCAAGACGCUAUAUUGGCAUCAACUCCCGUUUUCACCGACACACGCCCACUGUUCUGCACACAUUUUCUUAAUCAGUGAUAUGUGCAGUAUGUGGUAGUGUCAUGUAGUCAUUUUGGUUCAAAUGAAAAAAAAUCCACUACUCCCCAGUGUGAUCUGCAGCUCCAGAGGCCUACGGCUACAUGGCUCUUUGUUGUGGCGACGUUUACAGCGACUUCGCGUAACUUACCUUAGUACAUUUCAGAUGGCAAAAAUAUGAUCAGUGUUAUCCAAAUAAAUAUUGCCCAGCCGAGUUCUGUUCCUUGUGAAGUUGCCAAAAUGUCACUUGCACUUCCAAAUAUCACCCCUUAAUAUUUUCUUCUUUUAAAAAUAAAAAAUAGUGCAAAAAAUGUGUACUUUCCAAACAAUAUUUCUACAAUUGUGUCUACAUCAAUGUGACUAUGUAGAACGCAAAGGACCUGUCUCCUGUUUGACCAAAAUCUUAACAUUCCAAAAAAAAAAUAUAAACAAAAUAUAAAAAAAAUAGUCCGGCAUACCUCAGAAUACACUUCAAAAAGUACUCUGUUACUUUAAAAACCUGUUGCCUUCUGAGUAGUGAUGAUAACACUAUGGGUAGGUGGGUUACUAUGGUAGCAUGCACUUGCCAAUGUUAUGUAAAUAAAGCUAUACAUAAAAAUAUAUAUAUGUUGUUGAAAUUCACAGUGAAUAAAUGUUGUAUUUCAUCUAGAA